Messenger RNA from Salvia hispanica, 1709 nucleotides. RefSeq names its product protein NUCLEAR FUSION DEFECTIVE 4-like. Gene Ontology annotation, cellular component: membrane. Lineage: Eukaryota; Viridiplantae; Streptophyta; Magnoliopsida; Lamiales; Lamiaceae. The record is from RefSeq and is a predicted model, not a curated record.
GAAAAGCAGGCCACAAACAUAGAAAUAGAAAUAAAUCCAUGCAUUGAAGUGCAAGUGUGAGUGAGCAAUGGCCAUAGAAUGGCUAACCCUAGUGGCCGCAAUCUGGCUCCAAUCCAUCAAUGGCACCAACUCCAAUUUCCCCGCCUACUCCUCCGAGCUCAAACGCAUCCUCUCCGCCUCCCAGCUCAACCUCAACAACCUCGCCUCCGCCAACGACGCCGGCAAGCUCUUCGGGUGGAUCUCCGGCGUCGCCGCCGAUCACCUCCCCCUCUGGCUCGUCCUCCUCAUCGGCUCCCUCCUCGGCCUCCUCGGCUACGGCCUCCAAUUCCUCUUCCUCACCUCCCUCUCCUACCCCCUCGUCUUCCUCCUCACCGCCCUCGCCGGCAACGGCAUCUGCUGGAUCAACACCGUCUGCUACCUCAUCACCAUCCGCAACUUCCCCCUCGACCGCCAGAUCGCCGUCGGCCUAUCCACCAGCUACAUCGGCCUCAGCGCCAAGCUCUACACCGACAUCGUCGACGUCAUCGCCGAUUCCAAUUCCUCCUCCGCUCGCGCCAAGGCCUUCCUCCUCCUCAACUCCGCCCUCCCUCUCCUCGUCUGCCUCGCGGUGGCGCCGCUCGCUCGCGGCGCGGUGGUCGGGAAGUCGAAGAGGCUCUCCAGAGGCUUCUUCGCCAUGUUCGUCAUCUCGAUGGUGACGGGAGUGUUUGCGGUGGUGACGAGCCUGAAGGCGGUGGUGACUAGCCUGAUCCCGAGCUACGCGAUCCUCGCGGGGAUGGUGGUCAUUUUGCUCCUGCCGCUGGUGGUGCCGGCGGGGGAGAAGGUCACGGAGACGGUGCGGAGGAGGUGCUUGAUUGCAGUGCACCACCACGACGGAGGAGGAGAGGCGGUGGUGGAGAAGGAUGUGGAGAGUGAUGCUAAUGUGGAAGGUGUGGGGGUUGUGGAUGAGAUUGGGCCGUUGGUGAUGGUGAGAAGGCUUGAAUUUUGGUUGUAUUUUUUUGUGUAUUUGUUUGGAGCCACGCUGGGUUUGGUGUUUGUUAAUAAUUUAGCGCAAAUUGCGGAGUCGAGAGGGUGUUCGGGGACUUCGUCGUUGGUCUCGCUCUCGGCCGCCUUCAGCUUCUUCGGCCGUCUCCUUCCGUCCUUCCUCGACUACUUUUUUCCUAGGAGUAAGCGGUUGGUGAGUAGAGCCGGAGCCAUGGGAGUGAUGAUGGGUCCAAUGUGCGGAGCUUUUUUCCUGCUAUUGAAUGGACAAGACGUGUCUUUAUAUGUGGGCACGGGCGUUAUAGGCAUAUGCACAGGCGCGAUUACAUCAAUUUCUGUUUCGACAACUGCAGAAUUGUUUGGAACUAAGAAUUUCGGAGUGAAUCACAAUAUUCUUGUGUCAAAUAUUCCAAUAGGUUCCUUCUUGUUUGGAGAUUUUGCUGCACUUCUCUACAAUAAAGCAAGAAAUCAUAAUUCAUCACUUUGCAUGGGACAAAAUUGCUACAACACCACUUUUAUUUUAUGGGGUUCUUUGUGUUGUUUUGGGACUUUUUUGGCUUUUGUCCUCCAUUUACGAACCAAGAAAUUAUUAUGCUCACCUAAGCAUACUACACAGAGCGUAGCUUAGUGAUCAGAUUUUGUAACACAUAUAGGCACUUAGUUUUCUAAUCUAUUUUAUUGGUCAAUGUAAAUGAUAGAUAUGAUCAAAUAUUGAAUAUUGAUGUUCGAUA